This is a messenger RNA of Chaetomium strumarium, 2664 nucleotides long. RefSeq names its product kinase-like domain-containing protein. Gene Ontology annotation, biological process: intracellular signal transduction; protein phosphorylation. Gene Ontology annotation, molecular function: protein serine/threonine kinase activity; ATP binding. The record is from RefSeq and is a predicted model, not a curated record. The coding region runs from base 177 to 2420 and encodes 747 amino acids. Lineage: Eukaryota; Fungi; Ascomycota; Sordariomycetes; Sordariales; Chaetomiaceae. Gene Ontology annotation, cellular component: cytoplasm. The transcript has 2 exons.
CGACCCACUAGCAUCAGAGUUAACAGGGCGCUGAAGCACACCCUAGUGCGCUGCACAUAACUGGCCUGGGCUGCUCUGCUGGAAAUAACCUCCCAGCAUUGCGCCGUCCCGGCGACGUCUUACACAUCCACUCACCUUUCCGCGCUGCCUUGACGUCGCCUUCAAGCGCAGCGACCAUGUCCUCAACCCCCUUUCAACCUCAAUCUUUAUUCCCAUCGCUAUCCCCCGACCGAGGCGACGAACCAAGUGGUCACAAUGCGCCUUUCUUGGACGCAGCGGCUGCGAUAGCCGCAACCGAGGCCGUGAACAAGCGCAAUGUUCUCGAAAACUCGGCCAUCCACCUCAGCUCUGACCUGCCUCACGCUUCAGGUUCCACGACAUCCGCGAGCCCUUUCCAGUUCCGUUCCUAUACCACUGCUCCGUCGCCACCCGUGCCGGCUCUCGGACCCCGCCUUGAUUCGCCGUCUGCAGUGAUCCGCGACCCGGCCGAGGAUUCAACCAGCUUCACACAGUCACCCGUUUCUCUCACCUACGACGACGAACGCGCUCAGCACCCACCGGAAGACGUGCAUCCAGUUUUACCGCAGAUUUCGCCACCAGCAUACGGCUAUUCCACACCCCACAAACCAGUAAGGCGCCCGGCGCUUUCUCUGCAACACAAGUCUUCUGUUCAGUCCCUGUUGCCGAUCUCGAGGACCCCAAGCCUCAAGACCGGCAGCAUCCACGGCGUCUUCGGCUCCGGCUCGGCUGCCAGCUCCACUGUCCCGAGUCCCAUUAUCUCCGCCAUGGGCGACGUCACUCCUCUUCCUUCUCCCUUGUUAGCAAGCGACUCGCCGGGUCCGUGGAAACAGAUGGGUAGGCGAACGUCCGGGGAGACAGCAGUCUCCAACGGUGCAUCAGCCCAGACCGAGCCGGGCGGUUCUACGACGCACCCAACAAGCACGAAGAAGCCGUACGCGGGAAUAUCAUCAUGGCCGUCUGCCGCCAACGACAUGAGAAGACACCCAGAUGCCAGACUUGCCGAGCCGCAAAUACGCCACACGAGGAAUCGAAGCACCAGCGAGUACAUCCCGGACCCGAUAUCGGUACCUAAGAGGAUGUUAACCGUGUCCGGCACCCGUGUCAAGACCGACAUGCAGAACGCGGCCGAGGGGCAUAUGCGCCGGGAGCCCCACCUCUCCGAAGCGAGGGGCUUGACGCCGAUCGAGAAGCCGCCAACCCCACCCCCAAGCGAGUCGUCACUAAGUACGACUGAUUUAAGCUUGACCAUGAGCUCUGGGUCCAGUACCCGCAGCAAACAGUCGCGAGCCGAAUACUUCGAGGCCUAUGGUCGCUACGACAAAACGCGUCGGCGUUGGCGGGCCGUGAGGGUGCUCGGCCAGGGCACCUUCAGCCAAGUCUAUCUGGCGACGAGCCACACAUCUUUCUCAUACUCAGACGGUGAGGAACGCAGCCCGCGCGGUCGCCUGCAUACUCCGGAGCCAUACGAACGCCGGUCGUUGGUUGCCGUCAAGAUCUGUGAGCACGGUCCUCGAGGAGGUGCAUCCGAGGACCGCAUCGAGAUGAGCCUUAAGCGUGAGCUCGAGAUCAUGAAGAGCAUACGGCAUCCCUCGCUGGUGCACCUCAAAGCCUGGAGCAUCGAACCGACCCGGGCCAUCCUUGUGCUCAGCUACUACCCUGGCGGAGAUCUGUUCGAUGUCGCCACCCGGCAUCGCGACGCCCUUACACCCGGCCUCAUACGUCGCAUAUUUGCCGAACUAGUUGGCGCGAUCACCUAUCUGCACGACCAAAAGAUCGUCCACCGAGACAUCAAACUCGAGAACGUCUUAGUCAACCUUCCCGCAUCCGAACUCACAUCAAAAACAACAACCAACUGGACAACCUAUCCCUUUUCCGUCAUCACUCUCACCGACCUGGGUCUGUCCCGCCGCAUUGCCGACGACGAGAAGCUCGAGACCCGCUGCGGCUCAGACGACUAUGCCGCCCCCGAAGUCAUCAUGGGUCAACCCUACGACGGCCGCGCCACCGACGCCUGGUCGCUGGGCGUUCUGCUCUACGCGCUGCUCGAAGCCCGGCUCCCGUUCGACCCGCCACCCUGCGGACCCGCCGGUCUGGACCAUGCCAUGCAGAUGCGCAUGCGCAGCCGAACGAGCCAUCGCAUCGCGCGGGUGGAGUGGCGGUGGUUUGAGUAUGGCGUGAGCGAAGGGGAAGAAGGAGAGGGCGAUCACGAGGCGGAUGUGGGCAAGUUUGAGGCCAAGGGGUUGACGGGGGCGAUGGAGGUUGUUGAGGGGCUGUUGAAGCGCGCGAGGAGUCGUUGGCCUCUGGCCAAGGUCGCCGAGACCGAGUGGGUUAGUGGCGGGAUACGCGUGGAAGGGGGGAUCAAAUUCAGGGAGGAGGAAGAGGGCGAGGAAGUCCUAUGAGCUUCCUAUUGAUGACCUCUCAGUUGGGAGACCAGAAAGAGGGUUUUGGUGCGUUGCAAUGGAGUAAUGACAACUGGGAGCUGCCUGGGGUUAAUGGGAUUCACGGGGGUUUUAGACGGAGGGUAACGGUGGUUUACCUUGAUCAGAUCGGCCAGGGAGGUUUUUCUUCUGCUGCGGCCAUAAUUUGGGCGGGCAAGGCUGGACCGGAGAGAAAAUGUCCCCAUCAGUUACCUAUUCUUUCUCU